AUAUAUAGCUUUUGCAUGAGAACCUGAAACUCGCUCUUCGUCUCUGCUUAAAACACUGAGGUUGGUGAGAUGCCGCAUCGCAUGCACCGUGCUGCCUCUAAUAUUUCGGAGUAUUCAAUAAAAAUCUGAAGAAUCCAAGAACAUUUUGAGGAUUGAUGAUUUAUGGAGAAGAAAUUUCCGUACAUCGUACGCCAAUCGAAAUUUUUCAAUGUCCAAUCAAAGCAACUCAAGAUGAUAUGGUGGGGUAGAGGUCACCAGGUGACCCAGAACGUCGCCAAAGGGAUCAAGGCUGUUUGAUUUCGUCUUCUCAGUUGUUGCAAUUCCGAAAACGGACAUUUGCAACAACUUAUUUCAACGCCACGUUACUGCACGAGUAAGACGAGGUUAAGUUGUCACAGUAUCUACAUCAGCAGCAGCUUUUCGACUAUGAGUUUCUCCUGUUUCGGCACGGCAUUCCCAACGCUUUUCAAGCCAAUGGUUGUUCCGAAUGGUUCAUCCGACAAGGAAAAUGAUGCCGUCUUGACUUGCUUCCAAAAGUUUUUGGAAGCAAAAGCCGAAGAUCAGGAGACAUUCUUGUUUCCUAUGCCGGAAGAUGAAGAAAAUAUCAAAGUUGCUCGUGUGUUGAAAAGCAUGCGUGACCUGUCGGAAUCUUUUUGUGCCUUGCACGGUGGCGGAGUAGUCAAUGGAAGUAGUAUCCGCAGCAGGGAUGGCUUGACGCCUGCUCUGAUUCAUCAGAGUCUGAAACGACUGGAGCCUGGCGGAUAUUGGGGCAUGUGGGUGCUCGCCCAGAACGGUGUCUUGUUGGUUCAUCGCGAUCUCAAGAAAAACGAAGCGCUUGUCUAUGCCUGGGAAGCGCAGGCUCCGAAUCACGAAGUAAUGGGACGUAACGAAUCGGUCCGCCAGAUAUGCCCGCGUACCGCAUCGUCUGUUCCCUGGGAGCGAUUUCUUUGUUCACCGGUGACUGAGUGUUUGUGGGAAUUGGCAGCAACGGACACUCCGGUCAGGGCUAUUCCCAAGUCUUACAAAGCUGGCAGAAAAGUCAACGAAACUCGCGACGUUGUAAACCCUAUGUACCUCAUCGAGUAUUUUCUACCUGCACUUGGAGGCAACGGUAUUCCAGCAAAGACUGUUCGCAGUGUUCACAAAAAGAUGAAGGACGACGUCAUUUAUUCUAACGGCGAGUUACCAUGGCGCCGGGCUCCUCUAUGGGCAGCGCUUAAGAGCCUUUUGCAUGUUGUUUGUGUCACAGAAGCCUCGGAAGUAACUGGGAAGAAUACAAAUGCAUCACUAGAGGUCGUCUAUAAGUUAGUCGUCCAAAAUUUUCUUGCCUUCUGCUUGGACAAUUGUAGUGGACUCUCGGAGUCUGCGACCGUCGAGGGUACUCGGAAAAUUGUCCGACGUUUAGAGAAGAUCGAAGAUUUUUUAAAGAAGAUCGAAGACAUGAGCGAAAGUGUGUGGAAACAGCAUUGGUUUUUCCAAGGAAGUCAUAAUUUCUGUACCAUGGUAGUCAAAAGAAAAAUGAAAGUUUGCAAAGACAAAUGGGCACAAAAAUGUGACACGCCUGUAACGUGUAAAGUGGAUCUUUGCAAGAUCAAACCAGAAAGAGAUAGGUUUCACCAGCUCAAGUCUGCCCUUCCUGUGUUGACGAAGCUGGUUGACCUAAAUGAAGAUUUUUAUCUUUUGAAGAAUAAAAGUGACACAUUCGAACCUACUUGUCGAAAGCUGCUAGCGAGUCAAGAGAUGAGUAGCGCAUUGUUGGAAGCUCACAAAAGCGAAAUCGAAAAAACUUUCAUUAACUGGAAGAAAGAACCCCAAGACAUGAUUGGUCAAUUGACGGACGUUGCUACCAGCAUAUCCAAAUUAUUCAUGGAUAUACGAAACGAUGGAAGCCAAUAUUUCUGUACGAAUAUUGAAGCGGCAGUUUCUCUUGUUGUUCCAUUGAUUGAUCUUUUAGGAUCGUAUACUAAACGUGGAUUGGAAUUCUACGCUUCGGAUUCAAGAGGUUGUGGCGAGAUAGUUACUGUGACUCUGUCGAUGGUCCUUAUCAUCGACAUGCUAGCUUGCAAGCAUUAUCCGAUUCUCAAAGAGCACAAAUUGGGAAUCGAUCCAACGUUUUUGCAGUAUGUCUUCGUACCUACCGUGGCCAGCAAGAAGUUGCUUUGCGAACUCGAGAGGUACAUAAACAGAAGAAACACCGAGUCAUGUUACCCGAGCAGUAUUGAACCGAGGCGAUCGAAAGAAAGCCUAAGCGUUAGAUUUGCUUCACAAGACGCGUUGAUGAGAUCGACGUUGACGAAAAUUCAAGAGAAAUGCAAAGCGAACCAAGAAGCAAAAACAGUGGAACAUGAAUGUCAAAUGGCGUAUCACGACGAUCUGCAGAACCAGAUUCGAAAAGAAGGUUCGUGCUCCUGCUAUUGGGAACACUAUCAAAACAGAAAGUAUCAUCACAAGUGCCGCAAGUGCAAUCUCGAAAAAGAGGCCAAGGAAAUAGAGCUCAGUUUUUACGAGCAGUUACUGCCUCCGGACGAAAUCCAUCAGCUUGCGGUUGUUUUCGAACUUAAGCAGCCCUACCUGCUCGUUGCUCAGAGACGGGCAAUUCUUUUUAUGAGCGAAGAAAUUUGUUGCGACAAAUGGUAUGACGUAACGGAUCGCUAUCUAUGGUCCGAAGAAUCUAGAUUGUUUGAAUGGUCAGACAUAGCAAAUCUUCCCUUCGAGAUUUGUGAACUAGGAUCGACAAGGAAAAAGUUUUCUCAAAGUCAUUACAAUUGUAAAGACCAUGUUACGAGUCAAGUGUCUUUCAUAGUGACUCAUGACUUUAAAACAGAGUUGAUGGGCUCCGGCGGUUUAGCAAAAGACGACUUCCAGUGGAACAUCAAGCCUAAUCUUUUUUCUGUUGAACUCGACGCAAAAUCUCCUUACAAAAAUUUAGAGAAGUUUUUCAAUAUCUUUUCUCAUUGUGAAAAUGAAAUCAUUGCAUUGAAGAGCGAGGCUUCCGAAGAUCUUUCAUUGAUCGAGUUUGAGAAAGCAGGCACGCUACGCCCUGGUGCACGUCACCAGCUAAUACGUUUAUCUUCAAGCUUGGCACAAGGAGACAUCGCUCUUAAGAGGGCAGAAAUAGUUUCUUUGAUUUCUUCUACAAUUUGGCAGGCGGGGCCUCCAUCACAACCGAAUGAGGUUCUCCUAUCCGUCGAUCGAAUUAGAACUAUGGAAACUUUUUAUGUUGGCAUCGACAGCAGUCCGAAAUUCUACAAGACCCAAAAUUUGCUGCGAAUCUCUGCUGUCUUUUGCAAGCCACACUAGACGGUUGCUCGAGCAACUGGGCAAAUCAGGAAAUUUUACUCAAUGUAACUCAUGUUGCAAUGCAUGUUUUUGAACAUAUUCUCGACGGCUGCAUGUUUGACCCUGCAACUGUACCAGAUAUUGUGAACGUUAUCAAGAAAUGCCGACGGAUGGCCAAAAAAUGGAUUGAAAACCUUACGAAUUCUUUUAAUUUGUCGAUAGAAGACACCGAAAAACAGAGAUUGCGAUCAAGAAUUGCUUUUGUCGCUGCUACAGGAUCAUUGACCUUUGGCAACUCGGCUGCCCUUCUCCAUACGAAUGAUGACAUUGCAGUGUGGAUCUAUUUCCGAGCAAUAUUCAAUGCCAAUCAUUCACCCGCCGAGAUGGUACACAAAUCGAACAAUCGGCAACUUUUUCUUCAUGCACAUGCUGUUGCCGAAAUAGUCGAACAGGGUUUACUCUGUCUGCUUGGAACUGACAAUACGGGCUUAACCAAAUUUUUGGAGUUAUAUAAUUUUCCUUCAAACAUUAAUGGAAAUUGGAUACGGCACGAGGCCCGGCGUUGGUUUCAUAUUACAAAUGAUGCGGGUGAUAAAUUACAAGUCGAAAUCACUACUGGUGAUUUUCUUGUUAACGGACUCCCCCCAGAUAAUCUUCCACGAUCGAUCACCUCUCAUGAAAUAUACUCUCGGCUGUUCGGAAGAUCCACAUUUAUGGUGAUAAAGAUUGGGAACUCAGGAUACCGCACCUCGUCAAAGGUGAAUGGUUUUUUCUACGAAUUUUAUCCGCCUCGUCAAGAUAGAUUCGGCGAAGCACCAAUCAUAAUUCAGUGUAAUGAGGCCUUGCGUGCAAUUCUUGUGCCCUGGAAAUUCUUCAAUGGCGACCUACCUGACGGACUGGUGAACGGGUAUAGCCAUUGGUUUAUCCUAGGUUCGCUAAACAACCAAAUCAUCCCAAAUUCUAUCUACUUUCGUCCCACGAGGUAUGGAAUGGAAAUUUCUCCUACACAUACAGAUAUUUGUUCCCAUUUUAUUGAUACCACGUGUUUUAUCUUGGAUUGCAAUCGACGUUCAGUAUUCGAAAGGCGGUCAAACAAAUAUUUCCUAGAUAUAAAGAGUGAGACGUUUUGCGAGUUAUUCUCAACAGUGUUCUCACGGUUGUCGCCCAAGCCCAGAAUACAUAUGUUAGUUUCGA
Pseudo-nitzschia multistriata is the source of this 4473-nucleotide messenger RNA. The record is from the annotation of a GenBank genome assembly. Lineage: Eukaryota; Bacillariophyta; Bacillariophyceae; Bacillariales; Bacillariaceae.